AAAAGUGCAGUGAGAAAUUUAACUUUGGUCUUGUCGGUCGGCCGCAUACAAAUUUCCAAAAAAAAAAGUUGAAUUUUCCUUCGCAUAUUUUUUCGGUAUUUUUAAUUUUAUUUUGUUCAUAUUUAUUUAUCGAUAACUAAGCGGUCAAUAGUUUAGUGAAGAGUGUUUAAAAAAAAGAAAUAAAAAAAAAACUUGCUGGGGAAUUUGGACACACAACAAAAACAUGGCUGGAAACGGAACCCUCGAAGGCACCCUCAGCAAAUGGACAAACGUGAUGAAAGGAUGGCAAUAUCGAUUCUUUGUUUUGGAUGAAAAUCCUGGUUUAUUAUCUUAUUAUACGUCAAAAGAAAAAAUGAUGAAAGGUGUAAGACGUGGCUGUGUCAGAUUAAAGGAUGCUGUGAUUGGAAUCGAUGAUCAGGAAGAUAAUACUUUUACAAUUACUGUGGACCAUAAAACAUUUCAUUUUCAGGCACAGCACAGUGACGAACGUGAAAAGUGGGUAAGGCGUCUCGAGGAUACAAUACGACGUCAUGCGAAUCGUAAUCGCAUGUGGGACACUCAAAGCAAUUUCUACUUGGGUGGCUACACUAACAAGGAUCUAAGCAAACGAGCUAAUCAUUUGGAAAUACUAGACCGCCGUAUAAGUGAAGCAGAUGCCUACUUACAGCUAAUGAUUGAGCAGAUAAACAAAAUUGAAAAACGUAUCGCAGAAAUACCUGAUUUAGAAGAAAAGACAAAGUGCAAGCUGCUACAGGAUAACGCUAAUGAAAUGCUCGACCAUAUCAAACACUCAAUAGUCACCUUGCAAAUUGCCAAAAAUAUGGCACACCCAAUUAACGGCAUCUACAAUGGUCCUGUGACCAGCAGCAAUAACAGUACAAAGACAGAAAGUAUCAACGAUGACGACUACGAGGAUGGAAUUCUACCACCGGUCGGUGUUUCUGCUAUUCAAUCUGGCAUCGAAUUUGGCUCUGAAUGCAAUGAAGCGAAUCGCCUGAAGACUCGGUCCUCAAUUGCAGAUGUAAACAAUAAAAUUCUUACACUCGCAGUACCAGAAACAUCAUAUUCAAGCUCUGAGGGUGAAGAUGAUUUCUAUGAUGCCAAUGAUGAUCCCUUUACGAGUCAAGGCAAUUCUCCCAUGAGCUGUGCGACUAGAGGUUUUUCUAUAGAAACAUCUCCAACGCAAGAAACAUCACCGCCCAUACCGCCACCAGUAUCGGGUGCCACUACAACUGGUGGUUCCUCCAUUAUUAGCAACGAUGCAAAUUCCACAGGACUGCCGGUACCAUCAGAAAGUGAAGAAUACUCAACUGCAUCGUCAUUGGACAAAGAUUCUUUGACGCAACAAAAUAAUGAAAGACGUAUUAGUCCACCAUCAGGCGAACAACCACGUGGUGCAGCUAUUCCAUUGCGUACAGAUGGCAGUAUUGAUUAUGACGCCCUUUACGAGGAAGAAGAAGAUACCAGCAUUUCAAUGGAAUCACAUGGCUCAAUGGUGACACAUAUAUUGUCGCAAGUUAAAAUUGGAAUGGACUUGACAAAGGUGGUGCUGCCAACGUUUAUAUUAGAAAGGCGAUCUCUGUUGGAAAUGUAUGCUGAUUACUUUGCUCAUCCGGAUUUGUUUUUGAAAAUAGCUGAAUUGGAUGAUCCAAGAGAUCGAAUUGUUCAAGUCACAAGAUGGUAUUUGAGUGCUUAUCAUGCUGGACGAAAGAGUUCGGUUGCCAAGAAGCCGUACAAUCCGAUUUUGGGAGAAGUUUUUCAGUGCCAUUGGGACAUUCCUGGUGAAAAGCCCGAUAGUGAAGAGGUCAAAGACGGACCCAUACCAUGGUGCAAACGUAACCAAUUAACCUUCCUUGCCGAACAGGUCUCACAUCAUCCUCCAAUUUCUGCUUUUUAUGCAGAGCAUUACAAUAGAAAAAUAACAUUUGCCGCCCACGUUUGGACAAAAUCAAAAUUCCUUGGUUUAUCGAUUGGUGUGCACAAUAUAGGCGAAGGCAUCGUAACACUAUGUGACCUUAAUGAAGAGUAUAUUUUAACAUUUCCCAAUGGUUACGGAAGAUCAAUCCUUACUGUACCUUGGAUCGAGUUGGGUGGUUCGGUUGAGAUUAAAUGUCCACAAACUGGCUACCAUACGGACAUAGAGUUUCUAACAAAACCAUUUUAUGGUGGUAAACGUAACAAAGUUACAGCGGAGGUCUACGCACCCAACGAAAAGAAACCUUUUGUUUCAAUCGCUGGCGAAUGGAGUGGUCUUAUGGAAGCCAAAUGGCAUGAUCCCACUAAAAACAAAACUGAAGUAUUCGUUGAUGUAAACCGAAUUCCAAUAUUUAAGAAACAAGUUCGACCAAUCGUUGAACAGGAAGAAUACGAAUCAAGGCGAAUUUGGAAAGAAGUCACAGCGGGACUCAAAUUUAAUGACAUUGACCGGGCGACAAAUGCAAAAUCGCAGGUUGAACAAAAACAGCGUGAAGAAGCAAAAACACGCAAAGAGACUGAAGCCGUAUGGGAAAAUAAAUAUUUCAAACCAGUUGGUGAAAAUUGGAUUUAUACAAAACCACUUAGCCAACGUUUGUACCUCCAAGAGAAGGAAAACAAGAGAUAAUAGCAACAAUUUAGCAAUAGCAACUCCAAACCAACUAACCAGCCAAGUAGAAUGUAAAAACUAUAAACUAUCAUAUCACGGAAUAACGGCAGAUGGUAAACGGUCCCUGAAGCUUGUAAGGCUUGACAAAUAAUUAAAAUAAAAUUAAAAAAAAAAAAAGAAAAGUAGAAACAGGGAUGCAAAAAAAUAUAAACAAAAAAAUAUAAAAUAAAAAAACGAAGAAUAGAUAACCUAAAAAAGAAAGUUAUUAAAUAUAAACAACAAUUAAAAAAAAAAAACAUACAUAUAUAUAUAAAAAUAUAUUUUAAUAAGACUUCUUGCAUUAAAAAAAAAAGAAAAAACAUAAAACAAAUUAUUAUCAAUUGAUUCUAAUUAGUUACAACAUAAUUUAAGAGAUAAGGUUUUUAACAGGAUAGCAACACUUAAUAAGAUAAAAUUAAUUUUUAUUAUUAUUUUUUUAUAUAAGCACUUGUUAUUGCACAGUCUUUUAGAAAAGAAUUUCAAAAUUAUUAUGGUUAUUUAAAAAAAAAAAAUCAAUAGCGGAAAUGGGUUUUUAAUGCAUUUUUUUAUUAAGUACAAUAAGUUUAUUUGUUUUCCUCGAAGCUAUCCUGUUUUGUUUCAAUUUUACUCUAGACACAUAAAUUUUUUUUUUUUUUGAUUUUAUAUAUCGAUACAAAUUUAAGAUCAAAAAUUUAAAAUGUAAUGCAAAUUUUGUAUCAGCUAUUUCAAAUAUUAUAAGUUUAUCAUCAAAACUUUUUCCUAUGACUCAUAUUCAAGUUACUAAGUUCUAAGAUUCUCUAUAACGUAAGGGUUAUUGCAAUAGGCUGGACCAAGACAAUGUUGCUUUCCAAAUUAUAUGAAGUUUAAUGGAACACGGCUAUUGUUAAAGUUUUAUUGACUAUCUCUUUACAUACAAAAAUGUAUAUCAUGUAAGAUGUUUGGGUUGGACAGCAAAUUAAUCCUUGUGUGGUUGAGAUGGUUAGUUCCUAGGUUUUGGUCCUUUAUAAUCUUGUUGCUCUACAAAAUGAAAAUCACUCUUUUGAUUCCUCAACACCACUUGCAUUCUGAAGAAUUUUUUAGUCGGUUCGC
This is a messenger RNA of Episyrphus balteatus (marmalade hoverfly), 3691 nucleotides long. RefSeq names its product oxysterol-binding protein-related protein 9. The record is from RefSeq and is a predicted model, not a curated record. Lineage: Eukaryota; Metazoa; Arthropoda; Insecta; Diptera; Syrphidae. Gene Ontology annotation, cellular component: intracellular membrane-bounded organelle; cytosol; membrane. Bases 224 to 2602 code for a protein of 792 amino acids. The transcript is spliced from 16 exons. Gene Ontology annotation, molecular function: sterol binding.